Messenger RNA from Gossypium arboreum, 2492 nucleotides. RefSeq names its product probable polyamine transporter At1g31830. Gene Ontology annotation, molecular function: transmembrane transporter activity. Bases 797 to 2197 code for a protein of 466 amino acids. Gene Ontology annotation, biological process: transmembrane transport. Gene Ontology annotation, cellular component: membrane. Lineage: Eukaryota; Viridiplantae; Streptophyta; Magnoliopsida; Malvales; Malvaceae. The transcript is spliced from 2 exons. The record is from RefSeq and is a predicted model, not a curated record.
UUCUUUUUGAUGGCUUAAAAGUUGCAAUUUGCUAUUUGCUAUAAGGUGAUAGUAAGCAUCUGAGUUCCGAAGAGGAUGAGGUAAUCGACCUGCCUCUGUGCUGCCUGGUUUAGGGUGUUUAUCAGAUCUCCGGCUGUUGUUCAGCUUUUAUGUUUUAUUUUUUUUUGCUUGCUUUCGUCAUGGUAUUUUCUUUUUGAUUUGCUAUAAAGUGAUGAUAAGCAAUAGAAGCCGACUUAUGUUAAUUGGUUCUAAAUGAGUGAAUGGCAGCAAUACCAUCAUGGUUCUCUUGCAUUAUAUAUAAAGACUAAAAUCAUUCAUUUGUUCAUCUAAGAAAACAAAAAUUUUAGUUGUUAUUCUUCACAUAUGUUUUCUUAGAAGAUUAAGUUCCAUCCAAGUGACAACGAAGAAGUAAAACUAAGGUCCUUAGGUGCUCGCCUGCUAGAAGAGGUGCAUUAGAAGCUGGCCUCUCUUUCUCUUUUUAUAAAUCGUUUCUUUGUAGAGAUACAUAGUUUUCUCUCAGUCUACCAUCUCUUAUUAUCAAUUGCAAGUUGCGAGGAAAGUUAGAUAUGCUUUUGUUUAAAUUGAAACACUGUGUUCUGCGUUUUAAACAAUGAGUUUCUGGGUUAGAAGUAUCUCAACACAUGGUUUAUGUUGAUAGUUUAUCAAGGUUGCAGCUGAUCCAUCUCUAAUCGAGCUGCUUUUGUAAUAUUGCAAUACACGGCAGAGCUUUGGCUAUUGCGAAACAUUUUAUUUUUGGAAGUUGAGACACACACCAAACGCGAGAGCUUCUUCCGCAAUGGGGCAGUAUGACAGUGCUGAAUAUGUUACUAUUGGUGAAGUGCCAACUCCCCCGGCAGAUAACUUCAAGAAAGUCUCAGUUUUACCACUUAUUUUCCUGAUCUUCUAUGAGGUUUCUGGAGGUCCAUUCGGGGUGGAGGACAGUGUCCAAGCUGCCGGACCAUUUCUCGCUCUUCUCGGUUUUUUGGUGUUUCCAUUCAUCUGGAGCAUUCCGGAAGCAUUAAUAACUGCUGAGAUGGGCACUAUGUUCCCUGAAAAUGGUGGUUAUGUUGUUUGGGUUGCAUCUGCAUUAGGUCCCUAUUGGGGGUUUCAGCAAGGCUGGAUGAAAUGGCUGAGUGGGGUCAUUGAUAAUGCUUUAUAUCCUGUUUUGUUUCUUGACUAUUUAAAGUCUGCAAUCCCUGCAUUAGGAGGUGGCUGGCCAAGAAUCUUUGCCGUGCUAGCUUUAACGUUAGUGCUCACAUACAUGAACUAUAGGGGUUUAACAAUUGUAGGAUGGGUUGCUGUUCUUCUCGGGGUUUUCUCGAUCCUUCCUUUUGUGGUCAUGGGGUUUGUGUCGAUUCCAAAAUUAAAGCCUUCAAGAUGGCUUGUGGUAAACAUGCAUCAUGUGGAUUGGAAUUUAUAUUUGAACACGCUCUUUUGGAAUCUAAACUAUUGGGACUCUAUAAGUACUCUUGCUGGAGAGGUAGAGAACCCAAAAAAAACUCUCCCAAAAGCAUUGUUUUACGCUUUGAUCUUAGUGGUGGUUGGGUAUUUCUUUCCGCUUUUAGUUGGCACGGGGGCUCUUCCCCUUGAUCGUGAGCUGUGGACUGAUGGUUAUUUCUCGGACAUAGCUAAAUUGCUGGGUGGAGUUUGGUUGAGAUGGUGGAUCCAAGCAGCUGCAGCGAUGUCAAAUAUGGGGAUGUUUGUGGCUGAGAUGAGUAGUGACUCUUUCCAACUUUUGGGAAUGGCUGAGCGUGGGAUGCUGCCUGAGUUCUUUAGCAAGAGGUCUCGCUAUGGAACUCCUCUAAUCGGGAUCUUAUUUUCGGCUUCAGGCGUUUUAUUGUUGUCAUGGUUGAGCUUUCAAGAGAUUGUAGCUGCAGAGAACUUCUUGUAUUGUUUCGGGAUGAUUUUGGAGUUCAUAGCAUUCAUACGUCUAAGGAUGAAAUAUCCAGCUGCAUCACGACCUUACAAAAUACCCGUUGGAACAGUUGGGUCGAUUCUCAUGUGCAUUCCUCCAACCAUAUUGAUUUGUGUUGUCUUAGCUAUUUCUUCACUCAAAGUUGCAGUGAUUAGCCUUGUCGCGGUUGUAAUUGGCCUUGUAAUGCAGCCUGGUCUCAAGUACGUUGAGAAAAGAAGAUGGCUCAAGUUCUCUACUAGCGCAAACCUUCCCGACCUACACAACGAUUCCCCAUUAAGAUGACAUAUCGUGAUCAAAACUCAAAGGUAAAGUUCUUGGUCAAUUCGCGAGCCCAUAUACUCCAUUGAAAAGGUGUUUUAGUUGUAGUUUAUGCAAAAGCCUAAACAAGCAUGUUUAUUGCUGAAUUUGAUAUUGUCAGAAUUAAUUGGACCGAUUGAAUCGGAGAUCAACUGUCACAGUUUCCAACCAAUAAGAAACCGACUGCUAUCGGUUAUAAUUGCUUUCAUAUCCUUUGGCUAGUCUAUGAUUUUUAUUUCUGAAAUUUUAUUUUAUUUCAAAAUGAAAUCAUUGCACAUAA